AUCUUUUCCUGUAGGGAUUCAGAAGUCUGGUGGUAACAACCUUGGCUCUUUUCCUGGUAUUUUCUUUCAUGGGACAUUCCAGCAGUGCUCCACAGAGACUCUUUGAGAGAAGAAACUGGACUCCUCAAGCUAUGCUCUACCUGAAGGGUGCACAGGGGCGCCGCUUCAUCUCCGACCAGAGCCGGAGGAAAGACCUCUCCGACCGGCCGCCGCCCGAAAGACGAAGCCCAAAUUCCCAACUACUAACUCUUCCAGAGGCAGUAGUUGUGCUGUUGGCUUCCUUGAGGAAACCCCAAGAAGCUGGAGAAGAAAACUUCGAUCAAACCAGGUUCCUAGAAGACAGUCUGCUAAACCGGAGAAAAUAGACCAGAUUCCAUUCAAUUUCAGUUCUAUGCUUGUUGAACACAUGAAUUAUGUGAAAAAAGUCUAUAGCCGCCUUUUACCUCCUUUGUGAUUUUAGGGACAUGCGCUGCCAGUUUUAUCCUUCCGGAAGCAAAAGCGAUGUCCUGUUCUUAGUGAGCCCAUUGUUCCUCCAUUGCUUCAGAUCCUGUUUAGAUCUCCCUGUGUCUUACGCUCGAAUUUUUUUGGCGCAUUUGUAAUUGUAAGGCUGAAGACUCUUUAGAGGGUUCUUCUGUUUUUGAUCUAACCAUUCUUAGUUGAUGGUGUUUUCUUUCUGUUAGCUACCUGCAUUGUCUUGUUACUCAGUGGUGAAUCCCUCUCCUUUCCCCCUUUGCCCCACCUCCAAGGAGGGUGAGGUGGGGAAGCCAGCAAGAUGGGAAAGCGUAGAAUGUGAUUCUCCUUGAGUUCAUCCAGGAGAGCUAAGUUAUGAAGGGUAGGGUGAGCCGAUGCCUAGGAAGAAACCCGGUGAUCAGACCCUGCAGUGUGGUUCUUGGGAGAAGGGACCACUGGGGAGGCUGGAGCUGAAGGUUCUAUAGCUGCCAAAGCUCCACUUUGCGCUUUCUGGGGAUCUCCUUGAAUUCAGUUUAGAAAUAUGGACCUAAAAGUUACUAGGAAAUAAGCAAAUGGAGACACACUCCGCUCUUGGGUACAUUGUGCAAAAGAAACCAGUUUUUUAGAGGUAACCCAUUUUCCAUGGCUAAACAGACUUAAAGACUGCUUAUUGUAGUUGACUAGAAUUCUAGGCUUUCUUUGGCAUAAAAACAUAACAUAAAAUGCACCCUGAUAAUGUAAGUACAGGGUAACAUGCCUAAUUUAUUCUUUUUUUUUAAGUCAACUAGGGUUCAAUACUAUCUGAAAAAUAAAAUACAUGCACAUAUGCAUGCGUAUACACACACACAGAUACACCGCUACAGUGAGCACAUAGUAUUUUUAUUUGGAAUUACAAUUUUAUUUGGAAUUACAAUUAUAAUUUGAAUAAUGUUAGUUAUUUUUGACUUGAGAAUUGUUACUGAUAAAUGUCAUAGGUGUAAAGUAUUAAUUCUUAUUUUUAUUAUAUAGGUAUUAUUAGCUAAAAAAUGUCAUUAUGUGAACAUCUCUGUAACUUGAAAUUACAAUUUUACUGUGUUAAGUAACCAAAACCAGGCUUAUAAGAUUUGCUUGUAUCCCGUUUCAUAAUUGAAUAAUGAAACUCUAUUCAAGUUUAUACAACAUUGAUCUCUGCCAAAAAAUAAUAUGCUAGCAUUAAAAAAAUCUAUGUGGC
This is a messenger RNA of Phacochoerus africanus (Common warthog), 1660 nucleotides long. RefSeq names its product spexin hormone (gene SPX). The transcript is spliced from 5 exons. NCBI's taxonomy places the organism in Eukaryota, Metazoa, Chordata, Mammalia, Artiodactyla, Suidae. Gene Ontology annotation, biological process: positive regulation of gastro-intestinal system smooth muscle contraction. The coding region runs from base 69 to 365 and encodes 98 amino acids. Gene Ontology annotation, molecular function: neuropeptide hormone activity. The record is from RefSeq and is a predicted model, not a curated record. Gene Ontology annotation, cellular component: cytoplasm.